UUGACCCGCUUGAUAAAAAUCCGGUAUUUUUGCAAACGUUAUUAUGACACAAGUAACAUGUCAUUUGACACUGAACUGCAAAAAUUUUAGUUGAUAUCAAAAUACCUGUACAAUUUUCAUGGAAAGUGAUCUCUCGUGAUGUCUGUAGCCUACGCGGUUGGAGCAAAAGCACGAGUGGUAUUUACUGGCUGUUCUGGUUUAUUUGUACCAUGGAGAAUUAUAGAAACCCACGAUAAAAAAAGUUAGGAUCUUUAAAUAUAAAUCGUAAAAAUAAACAGUUUGAAAUUAAAAGAGAUGAAUGAGAUUGCGAAGAUGUACUAAUAAAAAGUGUCAACAUGUUAGGGGCCUUUUGGCUGUAUUUAAUGUGUACAGAGAUGAAAAUGUUUGGCUGAUAAUAUGACAACAAGAAAGAGAACGCAAUGAAAUCCGGUUAUAGAUUAUUCUUUGUGUGCCUUGUCCUUGCUGCUUUUAUACUUUUGCUCAACUUCACUACAAAUUUCUCAAAUAAAUUAAAUUAUGCUCAUUAUAAAGGGAGUAUUGUCUCUUCGACAACUGCAAAGUCAUCUUUUGAUACAACAGUAGAUCAAGAGGUAGUAAUAUGUGUCGUAGCUUGUGGGGACAGAUUAGAUGAGUCCCUAACUAUGCUGAAAUCAGCAUUAGUUUUUACAAGAAGACCUAUUAGAUUUAUUGUUAUUGCUGAUGAUAGUUUGAUACCAGCAUUCAAUGAAAAACUUAGCGCAUGGAAGAAUUUAUCAAAUAAAACAUUUGACUUUCUUGUUAAACCUGUAACAUUUCCCGAGCACAGUGAUGUUACUAUGUGGAGGAAGUUGUUUAAACCCUGUGCUGCACAGAGAUUGUUUUUACCUACUGUACUGGAAAAUAUAGAUGCCGUUCUGUAUGUAGAUACAGACACCUUGUUCUUGGCUCCACCAGAAAAAGUGUGGGAUGAAUUUACAAAAAUGAAUUCAAGUCAGCUAGCUGCUUUAAGUCCUGAACAUGAGGAUCCAAAUACUGGAUGGUACAAUCGAUUUGCCAAGCAUCCUUAUUAUGGCAAGCUCGGUGUCAAUUCUGGUGUCAUGCUUAUGAAUUUGACCAGAAUGAGGGAGUUUAGAUGGACAAAUUAUGUGAUUCCUAUACACAAGGAAUACCGUUUGAAGAUUACUUGGGGAGAUCAAGAUAUAAUCAACAUAAUAUUUCAUUAUCGUCCUGAAAAACUUUACAUAUAUCCAUGCAGAUAUAAUUACAGACCCGACCAUUGUAUGUAUAUGUCUGUUUGUACCGAGGCAGAAAAGUAUGGUGCAUUGGUGUUACAUGGAUCACGAGGUACGUUUCACUCGCAAAAACAGCCGCCCUUUAAGGCUGUUUAUAGAGCAAUGCAAGAAUACCAAUUGGAUACUGACCCGUUUGACAAUUUACUUAUACCAAUGAGAAAUUACUUAGCCCUAGAAGACAGAUCUAAUUGUGGAAAAGUUUGGAGGGUUUUUAUUAUUCAACCUGAGCUACAUUUAGAUCCAAAUAUUUAGUAAUAUUUGUUAAUAUCAAGGUUAUAUACAUAACUGCAACAACACUGAGUGCACUGUACAAUGUAAGUGUCGUCCAUUGAGGAUCUUAGAUCAUACAUCUAUAUAGCAUACACCUGUAAGCAUGUUCCUCGACAAUAUUACAACAUGCUGUGACUGUAAGUCAAUGGAAGCAAUACUGCCUAUAACUUUAGGCCUUUUUACAGUGCCAACAAUUGUUAAUAUUGUAUCAAACCAUCCAGUUCGGAUAUCAUUCACGCGUAUUUAUAGAUAUUAAAGCGUAUAGGCUACUUCAAUUUGAAUUUUACCUAUCGACGUAUUGUAGGUAGAUCGUAAGACUGAAGAUCCUAUAAUCCCGAAGACGUUUUAAAUUAUAAUAGUAUUUACAAUAUUCCGUUGCAAAAUGUACAUUUUAAUUUAAUAUUAUCUAGUACUUAUACCGCAAAAUGUAUCAUAAAACAUACCAUAUACACGUAAAUAUUUAUGUGAUAUUUGAUUUUUAUAAUUAUUUUAUUUAUCAAAUACGCUUGCCAAUAUUGACACAUGACUAUCACAAAAUCUAUGACAUUAAUACUAAAGUAGUAAUUGUUUAGAUCGAAGAAAUUCAAAUAUUACAAUUAACAAAUUACACAGUGCAAAUUUUCAAAUUGAACUUUUAUGCAACGACAAGUCAUUUUAAUAUACUGUAUUGCUAAUUAAAAGUAAUUUUACUCAAGUUAUACAGCGGUAUUAUAAAAAUGUUAAUCACUCCUGUCAAUACAAUAUAAUACUAUUAUACGAAUAAAAUUUUAUUUCAUUUCA
This is a messenger RNA of Cephus cinctus (wheat stem sawfly), 2321 nucleotides long. RefSeq names its product glucoside xylosyltransferase 1 (gene shams). The coding region runs from base 420 to 1523 and encodes 367 amino acids. The transcript has 3 exons. Gene Ontology annotation, molecular function: UDP-xylosyltransferase activity. Gene Ontology annotation, biological process: protein O-linked glycosylation via N-acetylgalactosamine. Lineage: Eukaryota; Metazoa; Arthropoda; Insecta; Hymenoptera; Cephidae. The record is from RefSeq and is a predicted model, not a curated record.